This is a messenger RNA of Entamoeba invadens IP1, 636 nucleotides long. RefSeq names its product programmed cell death protein, putative. Bases 1 to 636 code for a protein of 211 amino acids. The transcript has a single exon. Gene Ontology annotation, molecular function: calcium ion binding. The record is from RefSeq and is a predicted model, not a curated record. NCBI's taxonomy places the organism in Eukaryota, Evosea, Mastigamoebida, Endamoebidae.
AUGUCCCUUUUCGCUAUACAAGCUGCAGCAGACAAGUUUGUCGCUGAUAUGAUCCAGGCUGCUAUCAAACAAGACCCAAAACUCCAAUUCCAGUGGUGGUUCCCAUUGGUCGAGAGUGUAACUGCCGUUGAAUUCCAUCAGAACCAAGAUUGGUUCAUUAAGGUCGACAAAGACAAAUCGGGAACUCUUGACGCCAAGGAAAUCGUGAAAGCUAAAUUCCCAGGUGACAUUAAAAUUGACGAGACUACCACUAAAAGACUUAUUAGAGUCUUCGACGUCGACUGCUCGGGCUCAAUUGGAUUCAUCGAGUUCUUGGCACUCUAUAACUUCGUCAAGCUCUGCCUCGACACAUUCAAACACUUCGACUCCGAUAAGGGUGGAUCCCUCGACAACAAAGAAAUGGCCAAAGCACUCCCCGCUCUUGGAUUCAACUGCAGCAAAAGAUCUAUUGAUACUCUUCUCAAGCUCAACUCAUGCCUUGGCAAGAAGGUCUCGAAAAACCAAUUCGUCGCUGCAGCAGCUUAUCUUGGACAAUGCAGAUCAAUUUACCAGAGAACCUUCGAUAUGAAAAGAACUGAAAUCGACAACAGAGAGUUCGACAAGUUCGUCGACUUAGUCCUCUCUUUGGUCGACUAA